Messenger RNA from Sclerotinia borealis F-4128, 843 nucleotides. The record is from the annotation of a GenBank genome assembly. Lineage: Eukaryota; Fungi; Ascomycota; Leotiomycetes; Helotiales; Sclerotiniaceae.
AUGGCUACCCAAUAUCAAUCGAAUCAAUACUCGAGGCGUGAAAGUGUAUCCGAAAAAUACGACGCAACUCCACGAAGGAAAACUACUCAACGUCGCGAACAAAGUCAAAGAUCCAGUGACGGAACUGUUAGCACAAUGAUGAGCAAUGCCUCGACGGGAAGAGAAUCAGCGGCUACGCACACGACGGAAGGUCCUGCAUAUUCAAAAAAGAUUGUCGUGGUUGGUGAUGGUGGAUGUGGGAAAACUUGUCUUUUGAUAAGUUAUAGUCAAGGAUAUUUCCCAGAGAAAUAUGUUCCAACUGUAUUCGAAAAUUAUAUUACCUACCCAACACAUCAAAAGACAGGCAAAACACUCGAGUUGGCGUUGUGGGAUACUGCAGGACAAGAGGAAUAUGAUCGACUUCGUCCGCUAUCAUACCCAGAAACCGAUUUGUUGUUUGUUUGUUUCGCCAUCGACUGCCCUAAUUCCCUCGAAAACGUUAUGGACAAGUGGUAUCCCGAAGUCCUACAUUUUUGCCCAUACACACCCCUUAUUCUCGUCGGUUUAAAAUCUGAUCUAAGAACGAAACGUACCUGUAUCGAUCUCCUCAAAACCCAAGGUCUCACACCCGUUACCAGCGAACAAGGAAUGGCCGUUGCCAGAAAGAUGGGAGCCCGCUAUAUGGAGUGUAGUAGUAAAGAGAUGACCGGUGUGGAGGAAAUCUUUACCGAAGCCAUCAACACAGUUGUCGUCAACGACCGAAGCAACCAACAAACCACAUCAUCUCACGGUCCACCCGGUACAUCAGGUUCACAGGGUGCAGUUAUUCCGAAAAAGAAGAAGCGCAGUUGUCGAUUCUUGUAA